AUGACUAAGAGAUUUAUCUUCACCUCCGAGUCUGUCUCGUCUGGCCAUCCCGACAAAAUGUGCGAUCAAAUCUCCGACGCCAUCCUCGAUGCCUGUCUUGCCCAAGAUCCGAACGCCCAUGUUGCUUGCGAAACCGCAACGAAAACUGGGGUCGUUUUUGUUCUAGGUGAGAUCAGCACACGAGCGGUAGUUGACAUUCCUAAGAUAGUUCGUAAUGUAGUGAAAGGGAUUGGAUAUGAUAAUACAUCGAAGGGAUUUGAUUAUAACACUUGUUCAGUACUUUCCUGUGUUGAACAACAGUCUGUAGAUAUAGCUGAAGCUGUUCAUGUAGCGAAGAAAGAAGAAGACAUAGGAGCUGGUGAUCAAGGUAUUAUGUUUGGGUAUGCCACUGAUGAGUCGAAAGAAAUGAUGCCAUUGACUCAUGUCUUAGCUACCAAAUUAGUCCUUCGAUUACAAGAAUGUCGUGAGAAAGGGAUUUUGCCAUGGUUAUGUCCCGAUGCAAAGACACAAGUCACUUUAGAGUAUGAAGACGUCAAUGGUAAAUUGGUACCUUUAAGAGUCCACACCGUAGUCAUCUCUACUCAGCAUACCCCUGAAGUCUCCAACGAAACUAUCGCUCAAGGACUUGAAGAGGAAAUUACUAUGAAAGUGAUCCCACAUAAUCUGAUUGAUAAGAACACUCUGAGAUACUAUAACCCAAGUGGACGAUUUGUCAUCGGAGGACCAAUGGGUGACGCUGGGCUAACUGGGAGAAAGAUCAUUGUAGAUACCUAUGGAGGAUGGGGUGCUCAUGGUGGAGGAGCUUUCUCUGGAAAGGAUUCAUCAAAAGUGGAUCGAAGUGGUGCGUAUUGCGCUCGUUGGAUUGCUAAGAGUAUUGUUAAUGCGGGACUCUGCCAUAGAGCUUUAGUACAGUUGAGCUAUGCUAUUGGUGUUGCUCAUCCACUCAGUGUUAAUGUUAACACGUAUGGAACAGGUGUCAUUCCAGAAGAAAAAAUAGUCGAAAUCAUUAAUAAGAACUUCGAUAUGAGACCAGGUAUGAUCGUCAAGAAUCUUUGCUUAAAGAGACCAAUUUUCCAGAAAACGGCAGUCGGCGGACAUUUUGGGAGAAAUGAUCCAGACUUCUUAUGGGAAGUCCCUAAGAUCCUCGAACUCGGUGAUGACGUCAGAGAGAAACUUAUUACCGAACGUUUGUGA
Molecule: messenger RNA, 1194 nt
Organism: Entamoeba invadens IP1
Lineage: Eukaryota; Evosea; Mastigamoebida; Endamoebidae
Product: S-adenosylmethionine synthetase, putative
Exons: 1
Coding region: 1-1194 (397 amino acids)
Biological process (GO): S-adenosylmethionine biosynthetic process
Cellular component (GO): cytosol
Molecular function (GO): methionine adenosyltransferase activity; ATP binding
Source: RefSeq, a predicted model, not a curated record